Molecule: messenger RNA, 1956 nt
Organism: Setaria italica (foxtail millet)
Lineage: Eukaryota; Viridiplantae; Streptophyta; Magnoliopsida; Poales; Poaceae
Exons: 1
Coding region: 1-1956 (651 amino acids)
Source: RefSeq, a predicted model, not a curated record
AUGGGAGUCUACACGUUCUCCUAUCCCCUGGUGGGCUAUACCGUUGGGUUGAUGAAAUCUUCCAGUUUGUACUACGAAGACUUCACUGUGUGGGCAGUGUUCCUUCUUCUGCUCCUCGGCACCACGGACAACCUCACGGUUUGCCGCCUCAGCGAUGUCGACAACUGGAAGAGCAUCCACGUCAAACACAUCCUUAAGGGAUUCUGGCUGGUGGUAAUCAUUCUGAGGAUUAGCAAUAAUGAGGAUUGGAUCUACGGCAAGAAACUUCCCUACAGGUAUCCGUUGUAUGCCAUCGUGUUGGUCGUCAUCCUCAAGGGGUAUGUGAGGAUCGCUUCCAUGAGGAUGGUGAGCAAAUCCUACCUCUGCAAGAAGGUGAAGGUGAUCGCCGAAUAUAUGCAGCAGCAGCACAAGGACAACCUGGCGGUGCCCUUUGAUCCUGUAAUCAUGGAAGGCUACCGGUACAUUGUCGCUGGCGAGAAGUACUACAUGAAGCGGUGGCCUGGUUGCACACCAUGUUACAAGGGGGGCGACUUAAUGGUUAUCACCGUGGAGAAGAUCUGGCAGUGCACAGGAAGGCUGCUGGUCCUUGAGCGGGGCAAGCUGCUCAAGGACUUGUGCCUCUCUAUGGCACUCUCCAAGAUGCUCAACCGAAGGUUUGUUGGCUUCAGGCUCUCAGAGGCGGGGCAUGAGAAAACCCAUGACUUUGUGUUCAAAGGCCUGCUCGCCGGGGACAGGCCACAUCAGAGGGCCUUUAGGGUCAUCGAGGAAGAGCUUGUUUUUGUCCAUGACUUCUAUUACACAAGGUAUUCUUACCUCUACCAAAAGGGUCGAUACAUUGCCCUCUGUCUGCCCAUCGUCAUGCUUGCCUUAUGCUCGUGGCUCACCUAUCUGCUCGUCAAGCACUACGAGAGUCGCUCUGUGCAGGCCGCCACCAUAUUUGUAACUGUUAUCGUGGCAUUCCUGGAGGCAUACCAGCUCUACCUGUACAUAUCGUCAGGUUGGUUCAAGGUGGCACUAAUACAGAGCUACAUAAACACACCAUUUUUGCGAAGAAGCCGUUGCCUUGAGAUGAUCAUAGGCCUUCUUUUGAGGUUGAAGGCGUUUGCACCAUGGAAACGCAAUCUUGGGCAGUACUGUAUCCUCCAGGAGGUUGGCCGCAAACAUAGGGCUAGGAAUUGUCUCCAUUAUGCUACUUUGCGCCUGCUGGACAAGGCUAGCAAGAAUGGACUUAAGAAAUCAGAAAAGGUGUCUGAAACUGUGAAGAAAGCCAUCGUUGAUUCCCUGUUAGGAAGCAACGGCAACCUAACGAAUGGGGUAACAUCGCUGCAAAACAAUGGCGUCAAUUUUCUCUCAUGGGCAUGCGAUGUUAGUACUACUGACGGAGCGGUGGCUCGCACCAUUGUGGUCUGGCACAUUGCUACAACCCUGUGCGAGCAGAAGCUGAAUAAACAAGCCAAAGAAGAAGACGCUGUCGAAACAGCCUCCACUUUAUCCAAGUACUGCAUGCAUCUCCUUGCUUUUGCACCUAACCUCAUGCCCGACCACAUCUUCAUAUCAGAAUCCAUACUUGAUCAGUCAAUCAAUGAAGCAAGCAAGUUACUGAAAGAGGCCAAGGACAAGAAGAUCAAGGGCAAGAACAAGAAGAUCGAGGGCAGGUGUGAGAUACUAAUGGAAGUUAACACCCAUGGUUGUGUUGGUGAUGAAAAAAAGCUUGUUGCGCAGGGCGUUCAUCUUGCAAGGCAACUGAUUGAUGACAUACAAGACUUCAAAACACGGUGGAAGGUGCUAUCUGAUUUCUGGGCGGAGAUGAUGCUGUAUGUCUCGCCAUCCGACGAUGCUCGGGAGCACCUGGAAGUUCUUGCAAAAGGAGGGGAGUUCAUCACGCACCUUUGGGCGCUGCUCACGCAUGCCGGUGUGCUGAAGAGAGGCCGUACAGAGGCAAAGGAUGUUGUCUGA